Messenger RNA from Rasamsonia emersonii CBS 393.64, 2409 nucleotides. RefSeq lists its product as uncharacterized. The transcript has 5 exons. The coding region runs from base 1 to 2409 and encodes 802 amino acids. NCBI's taxonomy places the organism in Eukaryota, Fungi, Ascomycota, Eurotiomycetes, Eurotiales, Trichocomaceae. Gene Ontology annotation, biological process: proteasome assembly. Gene Ontology annotation, molecular function: proteasome binding; oxidoreductase activity. The record is from RefSeq and is a predicted model, not a curated record.
AUGUCGAACCUGCAAUACACCAAGAAGACGUUCACUCUCAACACCGGGGACAAGAUCCCUGCGGUCGGUCUGGGAACCUGGCAAUCCAAGCCCAAUGAGGUCCGGGAGGCCGUCAAGAAUGCACUGCUCGCGGGCUACCGCCACAUCGAUACUGCUCUUGCGUACGGCAACGAGGCGGAGGUAGGCCAGGGUAUUCGGGACUCGGGUAUUCCGCGCGAGGAGAUCUGGAUCACCACCAAGCUCGACAACACCUGGCAUCACCGCGUCCAGGAGGGAAUCGACGCCUCUCUCAAGGCCCUGGGUGUAGACUAUGUCGACCUCUACCUGAUGCACUGGCCCAGCUCCACUGACCCCAAUGACAAGAAGAAGCACCUUCCGGAUUGGGAUUUCAUCAAGACUUGGCAAGAGAUGCAGAAGCUGCCAGCCACCGGCAAGGUGCGAAACAUUGGGGUGUCCAAUUUUGGCAUUAGGAACUUGGAACGCCUCCUCAAUGAUCCUAGCACCAAGAUUGUGCCCGCCGUCAACCAGAUCGAACUGCACCCGUGCAAUCCAUCGCCCAAGCUGGUCGCCUAUAACACUUCUAAGGGCAUUCACAGCACGGGUUACUCGUGCUUGGGUUCCACCAACUCGCCUCUCUACAAGAACCCUACCCUUCUCCAGAUCGCUGAGAAGAAGGGCAAAACUCCUCAGCAGGUUCUCCUGAUGUGGGGGCUGCAGAAGGGCUGGAGUGUCAUUCCCAAGUCCGUCAACAAGGACCGCAUCGAGAAGAACUUCCAACUCGAUGGCUGGGAGCUUACACCGGAGGAGGUCGAUCAGCUGAGCAACUUGAAGGAACGCUUCAAGCACAGCCACCACCGUCCGCCGACCGAGACCCCUCAUAGAUCAGGCAUCCCCAUUCUGCUCAUCUCUACUUCUCUUCAUCACCUUCCAUCAUCACCAACUACAUCGAGAACUGAAGGCCUAUCGGGUCUUUCGCAGCAAUGGCUCCAUCAAGUGGGCAUCUGCUGCUCCCGAAACUCUGGCGGGCAGCCAGGUAAGGAAUCCCUCCGCUCUCUGCUAGGUACGGCGUUUCUGACCUUGGUUCCAAGGUUCGCCUAUGAGAAGACAGCCAAGGCCAUCAAGGCCAGAUUACCGGAAUCCUCGCAACCGCUACAACUACGACUUCAGCCCGCAUACGCUCGUAUAACCCCUCGCCAGCCCAUCAGUCGCGCCGCGGCCAUCCGACAAGCCCGAAGCCGCCAUUUCACGACACGUGCUAGCGGCACUGUUGGCUCCUACAUCCGGUCCGGAUCGCGGUCGUCUGCGUCAUUUCAGACUUCUCGCAUCGGCUCUGCUGUCGCGCGCUUCACCUCACAUUCCCCCUUUGCGUCGACUCUCCGUCCCAACCUGACGGGAGGUACCCUGGGCCGCACGGCAGGCGGCUAUGCCAUCGGCGCUGGACGUAUUGGGGGCGUGAGAUAUUUCUCUCACGCUCCAGCUGCCCCUGCGGAGGUCAUCAAUAAUGUUUCUGCAGCGCUGCGCGGAUUCCUGCUCUCAGGGAAGAGAGCUCGUUUCGAUGGCAUUGAUCCCCUCACAGGCGAGAAACGCUUCAAGACGGUGACGGCUCUGCAGGACAAGGUGGAGCGCCGAAUGGCAGAAGUUCCCCGUACCGCUCCUGGUUCCUACAUCGAUUUCCAGCUCUCUCCCACCAUCACAGCUUUUGGUGCUCUUAAGGGGUUUGGAAAGAACGAGAGUGGCGAGGCUCCCCAGCCUGUCACCCUCAACUCGGACGGUCUCAUGGAGAUGCUGUCGAUGGACUUUGCACGCGCUCUAAAAGACUUUGCGGCGGUGAUGAACGACUUGAAACGCCUUGCAACGCUGGGUGAUCUGCCAGUAUCGCUGCAUGACAAGUCCACGAUCAGAGUCCGAUUUCCAGGCUGUGACGCCGAGCAGGUGGAGCGGCUUUGCGAUGAGGUCGGAGUAGAACGGGGACGGAUCUUCCAAGAUGAAGAGUUUGACGCCCGAAAUGGCACCGAACUCGCUCUUCUCUUCCCGUUUGCCCCGAGCAUGGCGCCGUCACCGGAGACAGAGUUGUUUACUAUCCACGAACAACCGCGGACUGACCAUCACCACGAUCUCGAUUGGCGUAUGAUGAUGUCUGGUGAAGAUAACAUGCAAACGUCGCCGGGACUGUCCAAGGAAACCAAUGAGAUCAGUUUUGAGGACAUUGAGAUUUUUGGGAAGAACCCCUGGACCUCGUCUCCGUCGGGGUAUUCCAGCUUGGAAAUCAGCGAGCUCGGUGAUCGAGUAUUCUUCCCAGAGCUAUCAGAACUAGGCAGUCCGCAGUCGGUUUCAGACUAUGAAGGAGUACAGGGGAUCUAUAAAUUCCUGGAGCAGUGUGAUAGGGCGGCGGAACAUCGUCAGCAUUGA